Molecule: messenger RNA, 327 nt
Organism: Miscanthus lutarioriparius
Lineage: Eukaryota; Viridiplantae; Streptophyta; Magnoliopsida; Poales; Poaceae
Source: the annotation of a GenBank genome assembly
AUGGAGAAGCAGGUGACUAAGAACAGCAUGGAUGCUCUUCCUCCAGUUCAGGUGAUGGCCGGAGGCGAAGAACAAGAUCCACUGAUUCUAGUGGAUCGGCGCAUCAAUCCGGUUGAAGGCGGCCGCGGCGGCAGCAUUGUUUCUGCCAAGAUGAACCUAAGCCUGAAGAACUGGCGGGUCCCCUAUUGGCUCAUUGCAGGUUGCGUGAUCGUCAUGACCAACCACAUCCACGCUGCCCCAAAGUUUAUCCCUGUAGAGCUAGCUAUGUUCGCAUUAUUCCUAUGUGGCACUGGACUCGUGUUCCUCGCCAUGAAGAAGAUGAUGUGA